AUGCCGCCGUGGAAUGAUGCGCUGGUUACGCGCCAGGCGACCACACAUACUACUGCAAGUGAUGUGAGUGACGCAGCAAAUACAUGGCUUAGUGCGGAAGUCAAGUAUGAGGAGAAGCGAUGGGCGGAGCAGUCGGAAAAAGCAUUGCAAACCGACCCAGAGUUUCUGCGAUACCAAGCUGGUGUUGAGCGUGCACUUGCUCGCUUUGAGAGUGUGAGCGAGUGGGCAGACUUUAUCUCGUUCCUCUUGCGCUUGCUCAAGGCUCUGCAAGCCAUGCCGAAAUUCAACGCUAUUCCACACAAGCUCAUUGUCGCCAAACGUCUCUCGCAGUGCUUGAACCCUGCGUUGCCAUCCGGUGUGCAUACGCGCGCAUUGGAUGUAUACGAGUACAUUUUUAGCGUUAUUGGCGUGGACGGGUUGCGGCGUGAUUUGCCGGUGUGGUCGCCCGGGCUCCUGCCAUUUUUCCAAAAUGCGGCCACCUCUGUGCGCCCAGCAUUGCUGACCGUAUUUAACAAGUAUUAUAUCCCUUUGCAUAUGGAUCUACGCCCUCUCACACGUGCAUUGCUGCUUGCCUUGCUGCCAUGUUUGGAAGACGAGUCGAGCGAGUCGUUUGACCGCGUCGAAUCGCUGCUGCACCAAAUCGCAAACUCGGUCGGGCAGGCAUUUUUCUUGCAAACCAUGUGGAUUGCUCAGAUCUCCACGCCGUCAAUCCGACUAAGUGCAUUGCACUACCUAGCCCGAUACAUGCCUAAACUGCGUGUCUUGUCGCAAGAGGAACACGAGCAAAGCUUGGACACGGACCUUGACGAUACAACCCAGGAGACGGAGGACAUUGACUUUGCGCAAGGUGUAUCGCUCACAGCCCUGAACCCCGGUCUGCUAGCGCGUGCGUUUUCACAUACCUUGGGCGAUGAUUCUCUCUUGGUGCGCCGCAACGCACUGGAUUUCUUGGUACAGCAUUUUCCUUUAUCUUCCGUCCCAUUUGCGGAGGAAAUUGAGAGUGCGGACCGUGUGUUACUAAUGGAUGCUGCGAUCGGCGCUGUGCUACGUCGCGAUAUCAGCCUCAACAGGCGGCUCUACGCGUGGCUGUUGGGGGCGGACGAGGCGGAAGACAAGCAGCAGGCGUAUUUUGCAAAGCACGCUUUGCAGCUCGUGAAGACUGCACUGUUGCGCGGAAUGCAUGCAUACGACACUGAUCCUGUCAUGCUGCAACGACCCUACCGCAUUUUUGUCUCCUUUUUGGACAAGAGUGCGCUCGGGCAGCCGCUAUUGCGCGCCAUGGCCCUUGAUGUGUUUUAUGCGCUGUUGCAUAAUAAUGAUUUGCGCGAGAACCAUGACCUUUAUCCCACCGCACAAACGCUAUUCGAAGCCGUGGACACCUACAUUCUGUACCAGCAGCUCUUUUCAGCGAUGCGGGCCGAGCUCGAGCACAGACCCAAUGCUGUGGUCGAGCAGCAUGGAUCGGCAGUGCAGUUACUGGAUCGUAUGCUGCAUACGUUUGGGCUACACGACGAAGAAACAAGGACGGUGCAUCUUCCCAUCCUCUACCUUGCCUUGGCUGAGAUCUUGCGUCAAGGCUUAGCGAAAAAGAGUAUCAUGCAAGACAAGGCAAUGGACAUACUGCGUCUUUUCGACGUGAUCCAUUCCAAUUUGGAUCCACACGCAUUUGUACAGUCGGGAGCAAAUAACGAUGCAGCAUUGGGCGCUGCUGCUACGGCUGUUUAUGAAGAAGGUCAUGCAUUGGAAGCUGCAUCGACACUGCAAUCUCGCCGCCAAUGUACGGCAUUGGUGCGCGCGUUGAUGGACGUGGGACUGCACAAUGCCCCAGCGAUGGAGCAAGACGCCAUUUCUGUGCAGUGCUUUUUACUCGUGCUCCGCAUUCUCCACAGCUUGGACGCUGCGCGUGCGGAAGCCUACGUGGACCUUGCCAAUAACACGCUCGAAGCAGAAUCGCUCGACGAUACGCUGGACGUGGCGGGGUGGAACAAGUCCGUAUUCGAGUACCUCGCAAAUCCCCCCACUUUUGAAGCAUACGCAUUACUGCUUGGCAUUGCUUUGCACAUGACAAACAGCGCAUUGAUACCUGGCAAGUUUACAUUUGCAAACGCUGCAGAUUUCGAGGCCAUAUUUCACCCAUUGCUCACGGCGCUUCAACCAGAGCACUGUGCGAAUCAUGUCGAAGCAGCAGAACUGUAUUGGGUGCUUAAAGAACAAGUCCCAAGCGAUUUUGCCACGGACAUUCUCUGUGCACAACUUUCUGAUCCAAACACACGCGCGCAGACAAUGUCCGUCGUUGGCACGCUUUGGCAACGCAGCAACAAAAUGACGCGGGCGAAGCAACUCGCGCGGCCCUUGUUUUUAAUUCUCGACGCGCUGUGCUCAAAGGAUCGACAGGAACGCAAUGCUGGCUUUACAUGGCUACGCAUCUAUUUAGGCUCCUUCGACACGCUACUUGUCAUGCUCAUGGACAAGGUGAUGGAGACCAAAGCUAAGAGAAACUCUACUACGAUUGCCAUGGCGAGCCAGGAAGUUGUCGUGUACAGGUAUGAAGCACCAUUCGACCAGGAUUUGCUCAACUACUACCUGGCUAUUGUAUCUGCCUUGUUUGCAGAAGGGAAGCAGCAAAUCUUCGACGCCACUCGAAAGAUUCCGUAUGAAGCAAAGGGCGAGAAUGGAAAAGGAACUUUUAUUGCCUCGUCGGGCUCAUUCCUCGACGUGCUCAAAGAUGUUUUGUUUUUUCUUCUGCACGCUGCACACCCCAAGGAACAAGUCUUGUGGUACCCAGCCAAUGCAGCGACACAAUGCAUCGCAUUGGAUCUCUUUCAUUACCUGAUCCUCUAUGGACAGCAGGACCCUACGUGGCUUUCCAACAUACAAGCUAAGCUGAUUGAUGUCAUGCUUGUGGUAAUGCAUCGGCAGGAUGAAAGCGCGCAAAUCGCUGCGCUUUCAACGCUCCUUGAAGCUGUUCAGACCCGCUGCGCCAGCGCCCAAUCCGGUGGGGUGUUGGACGACGAGACCAGUGCUCUCUUUGCUGAGAUUGUGCGGCGCGGCGUUACCAGUGCACCGAGCUGCACUACAUUCCUUGUAUGGAUUGACUUUGCCCACAACAUGCUGUCAUACACGCGCGAAGCAGUGAAUGAAUUCAUUCUUCCCCUCUGUGUGGCAUUGUGCGACUUACUUUCCCACUCCCUAACGGCAUUGGUGAAAACGACAUUGGCCUUUUCCACAAAAGCAAGCUCGGAAGUGCAGCGGAUUCCUUCUACAGAACAGGAAAUCGUGCAUAUGGUGCGUCUCCUGGAGCAUGCGCUGCACCAGGCCAUGUCGAGUCGGCACAUGGUGGAUUUGGAGCGUGCUUUGGAUACAGAACCCGCCCAGUCCCUUGGUUUGCUUGGCAAUAUCUCCAGUGUUUUUGCCUCAGAUUCUCCCACGCCCAGUGUCAGCAGCAUGCAAACAAACACGCCCAUUCACCCCGUUUUGCGUACCACCGCACUUGCUAUUCAAACGUUGGAGUAUGCCUGGACUAGCGGUCGAGGACCCAAGCCCCGCCUGCAUUUUCCAGACGCGCAUGCACAAACCACGUUGACUCUGCGCCAACUUUAUCGACUGCGCAUGGCUUCCGUCACCGAGGCCGUGGUUGCCAACUGGUGGAAACGAUCGUGGGAUGCACAGGAGCCUGUGUCGUCUAUUGUCAUGAGCGAGACAAUAGCACUACUCGAGUGCCUUGCAGAGAGCCCACAAGUGAUUGUGUCGUCGCUGUGCGACAUCAUUACCAUGCACGUUUCACCCAGUGGGAGCGACCGAAAACGUGGCACAGGCGGAGCUGUGCUGGUCAGUGACGCAGUCUUGUUCCGCUUUUUGGAGAUGUUUUUGCAGUCCAGGGAUGGCGAGACAGUCGUGCAUAUUUGGCCGGUGCUAGCGCUCCUUGCCAAGAAUGUGAUGACGACCAAUGCAGCGAACAAAAAUUUAAUGUACCACACAUUGCGCAUCGUAACCUCUGCUGCUGUGACCCUUUCGCUGACACGCGCAUUCGAAGAACGACGCACUAAACGCGAUAUUCAAGACACAUUUGUACGGGUGUGUGAAAUGGUGGUUUCGCUCUACUCACGGGCGUUGGAUGUGACUUCGUCACUGCACAGGGGCAAAGACAGCGAAGCGUGCUCGACCCACGGUGCGGACGAUAUCUCUGCCGAUCCGUCGGCAGUGCCGUUGUCGACUACUGUCGUCUCAUUUUUUGCGGCUACGGCUGUCCCGGCGCUCGCUACCUUGGCCAUUGACCUAGACAAAACUGCUGCAUUGUGCACAAGCCUGGUCUAUUACAUCGUCACGCCGAGCCUCCGUGCACGCGCACGAACGCUGGAAAUUCCAGAUCUUGUCUUGGAUCUGCUUAAAAGCAUAACGCGCGUUCCUGGAACGUUGAAGACAUGGCGCUCUCUCGUCGUGGACGUUUUUUACGAUGCGAAAUUUUUCUCGCUCGCUCCACAAGAGGGCGAGCAAUGGACUGCUAUUUUUACUGCACUGUAUACAGUGGACCGCGAACGGCUAGAAGAUGUGAUUUCGCGUAUUGCCAACGCGCCAUCUGCGAAUCUUUUCGUGAGCCGCGAAAAUGACUUGAUUGCACGCAUUACAGGUAUCCGUCGGCUAUCUUAUUCGAUCUACGCUGGGGAAAAGAAUGCGUAUUUGGCCCAGCUCCCCUUGAUGCAAGAGAAAGUCGUGGAUAUCUUGCGCUCGAAUGCACCCGAUUUGGUGCAGGCAGAAAUAUAUUUGUGUAUGCGCGUGCUUUUGUGCCGCUUUUCUUCGCAGCACUUGGUUGGAUUUUGGCCCAUUAUCCUCACGGAACUGCUGCGUAUUUUUGGCAAUGCGAGGACGGAACUGCUUGGGGACAAUUCGGAUGCGUUGUUGUUGCUAUUCAGCGUAUCGAAAUUGGUGGAUUAUCUGUUAACACUGCAAACAGAGGAUUUCCAGGUGCACCAGUGGCUAUUGAUCACGGAUACGCCAGACGCAGUGAAUCCCUUGCCAGGUUGGAUGGCAGACUCAUUGCUGGACUGCAUUGGGAAGCUGGCAGCUAAGACGCGCAGAUUGUCUGCCCAGCAUUAUCGUACAUCCAACACCAGUUCGUUGUGUCGGCCCAUGCUGCAAAUGUCGCGUGCUGAAUCUAUCGAGGUGCUGGAGCCAUUUUUCCUCAACGCAUCGGCUGUAUUUUACGAUAACCAGUAUUGUCGGACACAGGUUGAUUGGGAGAAUAUUGACCAAGGUCUCCUUCGUGAUCUAUUUGAGCCUAUAGUACCCAAGCUGUGA
Messenger RNA from Malassezia vespertilionis, 5295 nucleotides. RefSeq lists its product as uncharacterized. Gene Ontology annotation, biological process: Golgi to endosome transport. The transcript has 2 exons. The record is from RefSeq and is a predicted model, not a curated record. Lineage: Eukaryota; Fungi; Basidiomycota; Malasseziomycetes; Malasseziales; Malasseziaceae. Gene Ontology annotation, cellular component: trans-Golgi network; endosome. Bases 1 to 5295 code for a protein of 1764 amino acids.